AUGUUGAUAUCAGGUGAUCCCUUUCCAACAACAUUAUACAUUUUUUGUCUCGGAUAUCGUUUUGAGGUAGAAAUGUCUGUAAAAGUAAACACGAACACAAAAAGGGAUUGUGAGACUAGUACAAAUUACUUUGAAUUAGGAAAAAAGAUAAAAGCAAUUAGUGUUGUGAGAAGAGAAACAGUAAAACAGAUGAGUCGUGGUAAAGAAUUUUUCCUUAUGACCUCUGGUAGCGAAUGCACUAGCUGUUUUUUUUAUGCAGCAAACAAAACAAACCUUCUAGGCCUAAAUUCUCUGCUUGAACAAAUGAAGAUUGUAGGCACCCACGUCUUUGAAAUGUCAGAUGGUCAGGUUGGUGUAAUCAAACUCCUCUCACCGCAAAUGUGCACACCGGCAACGUCAUCUGCAGAAAAUCAAAAAAACAAUGCUGGAUUUAUGCUGAAUAAAUGUCAGAUGAAUUACACAUUUAGUUGUCAGUUUUCCCAAUGCAUAAAACAGUAUGAUAUCUUAUGUUAUCUUGAAUGUUUCGUCGAUUUAAAUGUCAACUUAAUGAAGCGUGGAAAUCACUUGAUUUGUGUUAAUGCAUUAUUUAUUUAUCUGUUGGAGAAAUACAAAUUAAUGAAUGCCAUUUCCUUUGGCAGUUUCACUUUACUGUCGUUGGAUGCAUCACGUAAUGAUGUCCUUCAUUCUACAAGUCCAGCAUAUGCCGAUUGGAUUUGA
Echinococcus granulosus is the source of this 717-nucleotide messenger RNA. RefSeq lists its product as hypothetical. The record is from RefSeq and is a predicted model, not a curated record. Bases 1 to 717 code for a protein of 238 amino acids. NCBI's taxonomy places the organism in Eukaryota, Metazoa, Platyhelminthes, Cestoda, Cyclophyllidea, Taeniidae. The transcript has 8 exons.